Molecule: messenger RNA, 408 nt
Organism: Lactuca virosa
Lineage: Eukaryota; Viridiplantae; Streptophyta; Magnoliopsida; Asterales; Asteraceae
Source: the annotation of a GenBank genome assembly
AUGCAAGGAACUGGAGAUGGGUUAGAGGAUAUAGAUGUUGAUGCUCCUGUGAAUAGUCCUACAUAUGCUCAUUCUAAAGAAGAUUCGAGUACACAACGAAAGAGAAAAAGAAGAAAUAGUUGGGAUCCUUUGAUGAACAGCUUGAAAGAUUCGGCAGAUAUAAUUGGUUCAAAGAUUGAUAAUGCAACAAGUACCUUUAAUGCGGUUUUUGGGAUCGAGAGAGAUAGAGAAGACCUACGUAAAAAACUUAAUUCUGAGAUGAAAAAAGUUCUUGGUGUAACUGUCCGUGAUUUUAACAAGGCAGUUCGUAUGCUUUCAAAGAAUGAUGAGUUGAUGGUAAUCUUCUUUACCGUUGAGGAUGAAGACAAAUUUGAAUGGGUAAAGGACUUGCUUGAAGAUGAUGCUUAA